UUUAAUUGCCCACAAUGCCCUAAAGCGUUUCCAACCAAUUCUGAACUCCGGGAACAUCUGAGAACUCAUUCCGAAAUCAAAACAUACGUCUGCACUCAGUGUGAAAAAAGAUUUUGCCAUCGUGCAUCUCUAAGGACGCAUUUGAAAUAUCAUGAUGAUUUUUGGAAAGAAAAAAUGUUUUCUUGUGAGCAGUGCGAAAAGAAAUUCCUUACACACAGUAUGUUAAAAGAGCACAAAAAGAUCCAUUUAGACUUCAAACCAUUUGAGUGUCAAAUCUGCACACAUCGUUUUCGCUCCAAUUCAUCACUCUUACGUCAUGAACAUACCCACUAUAAAGACGAUAUGAUACCAGAUGAAAGUCGCCAACAAAGAACCUUCCAUUGUACAGAAUGUCCGAAAACUUUCUAUGUUAAGUACGAUUUACAAAGACAUACAGCUGCAGUUCACUUGAAUCUUAAAGACUUUAAAUGCUCCUUUUGUGAAAAAGCAUUCAUUCAUAAAGGUGCUUUAAACCGACACAUUCGAACACAUACUGGAGAGAAACCUUUUUCUUGUGAUCAAUGUGAUAAAUCUUUUGGAGAUAGUAGUGGUCUGAGGUGUCAUAAAAGAGUGCAUUCUGGAAUUAAACCUUACAAGUGUAAAUUGUGUGGCGAAAUUUAUAGUCAGUCAACUUCACUGAAAAACCAU
Lottia gigantea (owl limpet) is the source of this 687-nucleotide messenger RNA. RefSeq lists its product as hypothetical. Gene Ontology annotation, cellular component: nucleus. The annotation marks the transcript as partial. Gene Ontology annotation, biological process: regulation of transcription by RNA polymerase II. The record is from RefSeq and is a predicted model, not a curated record. NCBI's taxonomy places the organism in Eukaryota, Metazoa, Mollusca, Gastropoda, Lottiidae. The transcript has a single exon. Gene Ontology annotation, molecular function: DNA-binding transcription factor activity, RNA polymerase II-specific; RNA polymerase II transcription regulatory region sequence-specific DNA binding.